Uranotaenia lowii is the source of this 1513-nucleotide messenger RNA. Its product is annotated as opsin-3-like. Gene Ontology annotation, biological process: G protein-coupled receptor signaling pathway; visual perception. Bases 184 to 1326 code for a protein of 380 amino acids. The transcript has 3 exons. The record is from RefSeq and is a predicted model, not a curated record. Lineage: Eukaryota; Metazoa; Arthropoda; Insecta; Diptera; Culicidae. Gene Ontology annotation, cellular component: membrane. Gene Ontology annotation, molecular function: G protein-coupled receptor activity.
GGCUUCAGGUGGACAUUUGUGAAGCGCUUUCCUUCGAAAUCGGUCCAAAUUGUUCCCUGGUUGUACCAUCUUUUAGUGCAAGCACUUAGGCUUUGGUAUCGCGACAGAUCAUUCCGUCAAUUAGUUGUGUUUCAUCCGGAAAGUGUGAUUUUUAGGUGUUGAUUUCAAACAGUGUCAGUGACCAUGUUCCUGUUAAACGAAACAGAGCCGGCCCUGUUUCCGAUGGCCCGGACCAGUGAGUUGGUUCGGUUGCUUGGAUGGAAUCUGCCCCAGGAACAGCAACAUUUGGUCCACGAACAUUGGCGCGACUUUCCGGCCCCUCCCUACUACAUGCACCUGAUGCUGGCCAUGAUCUACUUUGUGCUGAUGAAUAUGUCCCUGGUCGGAAACGGUAUCGUGCUGUGGAUCUUCACCACAUCCAAAUCCUUGCGAAACGGAUCGAAUAUGUUCAUCGUCAACCUGGCAAUUUUCGAUCUGUUGAUGAUGUGUGAGAUGCCCAUGUUCCUUGUGAAUUCCUUUGCCGAACGUCUGGUUGGCUAUGAAACCGGAUGUGCCGUCUAUGCUGCGCUAGGAAGCAUUUCCGGAAUCGGUGGGGCCAUUUCCAACGCAGUGAUAGCCUUCGACCGGUACCGAACCAUUUCGAACCCGCUGGAUGGACGUUUGAAUCGGGUUCAGGCCAGUUUGCUGAUUCUCAUGACCUGGCUGUGGACGUUGCCAUUCACUCUGCUGCCAAUGUUCAAGGUCUGGGGCCGAUACGUACCGGAAGGAUAUCUGACAACUUGCUCCUUCGAUUAUCUGACCGACGAUCAGGACACCAAAGUGUUUGUGGGCUGCAUCUUCACCUGGUCCUACGCCAUCCCAAUGAUCUUCAUCUGCUACUUCUACGCUCGGCUCUUUGGACACGUUAGGGCCCAUGAAACCAUGUUGAAGAACCAGGCUCGCAAGAUGAACGUCGAAUCGUUAGCUGCCAACCGGAACGAAAAGGCUCAAGCUGUGGAAAUCCGCAUCGCCAAGGCGGCCUUUACUAUCUUCUUCCUGUUCGUGUGCGCCUGGACUCCGUACGCAAUCGUCACCAUGAUUGGUGCUUUCGGCGAUAGGACUCUGCUAACCCCAUUCUUCACUAUGGUGCCAGCGGUUUGUGCCAAGAUCGUGUCCUGUCUGGACCCGUGGGUGUACGCCAUCAGCCAUCCCAAAUACCGCCAGGAGCUGGAGCGUCGACUUCCUUGGCUCGGAAUCAAGGAAGCUCAGGACAACGUUAGUUCGACCGAUAGCAAGCAAACUAUCGUUUCGGAUUCGGCUGCAACCGGAGCCAAUAACCCGGAGUAAAUUGACGAAAUGAUUUGUCUGGCUGUACCAAAUGCUGCUCGGCUGGAUUUUUCUCGAUGAUGACCUGUACGCAACGUUUCAUGGACCCCGGAAGCUUAGGUUAAGUUGUAUCUAUUUAUGUUCAGCAAGUUACAGCAAAGUAAAAAAUCAAAAAAAAAAUAAAUAAAUGAGAGAGCUACAUGUGUAA